Lichtheimia ornata is the source of this 1140-nucleotide messenger RNA. RefSeq lists its product as uncharacterized. Lineage: Eukaryota; Fungi; Mucoromycota; Mucoromycetes; Mucorales; Lichtheimiaceae. The transcript has a single exon. Gene Ontology annotation, biological process: DNA integration. The coding region runs from base 1 to 1140 and encodes 379 amino acids. The record is from RefSeq and is a predicted model, not a curated record. Gene Ontology annotation, molecular function: nucleic acid binding.
AUGGCAUGCCCACAAUGCCAAAAGUUCAAUAUUGCUCAAAGAGGCUACAACCCAUUGAGAACUAUUUCAGCGGAAAUGCCAGGUGAUCAUUGGGCCUUAGAUCUGGCAAACUAUGAAACGUCGUCAUCGGGCAAUAAAAACCUCUUAGUAUUGGUGGACAUGUGCACAAGAUUUUGGAUACUACGUCCCAUACCCAAUAAAGAGGCCGAAACCAUUGUCAAGACGUUAGUACAAGUAUUCUGUGACUUCGGCUUACCACGCAUAAUUCAAUCGGAUAAUGGCAAAGAAUUUGUCAAUAACCUGAUGAAGCCUUUUGCAAGAGCAUCGGGAUUUGAACAUCGCUUGGUCGUACCUUAUCACCGCAAAGCCAAUGGUACUGCUGAAAGAUGGGUUCAAAAGGCUACAUUAUCUAUCAAGAAGAUGCUCAAUGGCGCCACAUUCGAGUGGGAUCAUUACGUACCGGCAGUGCAACUUGCAUUAAAUGCAAAUGUCACAUCACCACACAAGACGCCUCCUUUUACCCUCGUGUUUGCAAGAAAAGUAAACGACUUCAAGGAUUAUCGAGACGAGGCAGAAGCCAAACCAAUGACCGAGGAAAUGCUUAAGAAACGCAUCGAUGAAAUGAGAGAUAUUGUAUUUCCAGCAAUCCAUGAAAGAGUAAAAACGGUAACCAAGCAACAAGAGCUACGAUUCAACAAGACGCACAAAAUCGUGGAGUAUAAGAUCGGCAACUUUGUAAUGGCAAGGGAGCCUGAAUCAAACGACAAAUUCAACCCAACCUACAAAGGGCCAUACAAGAUCAUAAACAAAACUGAAACAUCCUAUGUCUUACAAGACUAUGAAGGAUGCGUUCUACCACGAAAUUAUGCACCGGAGCAUUUGAAGCUAGUACGAGUCUUAGAGGAUAUUCCUGCUGAUGAAAUCUACGAGCUUGAAAACAUCGUCGACCAUAAGGUGCAUAAAGGCAAUUUCCUAUACCGUGUCCGAUGGCUAGAUUAUACAGAAGACGAUACCUGGGAACCUCCGGAAAACUUUGGUGAUCCCGUGACAAUCACCAAGUACUGGAAAAGGAUUAGAAGUGAUCCUCAACAAGUCCUCACACAGCAUAGGAAGAAGAGCGGACACAAGCGUGUAGCAUAA